Molecule: messenger RNA, 2859 nt
Organism: Penicillium paradoxum
Lineage: Eukaryota; Fungi; Ascomycota; Eurotiomycetes; Eurotiales; Aspergillaceae
Exons: 3
Coding region: 1-2859 (952 amino acids)
Biological process (GO): phosphatidylinositol dephosphorylation
Cellular component (GO): endoplasmic reticulum
Molecular function (GO): phosphatidylinositol-4-phosphate phosphatase activity
Source: RefSeq, a predicted model, not a curated record
AUGCCCGCUUUAUUGCGCAAAUUGGCCAUUGUCGCCGCGGUCGAUGGUCUAGUUCUGUAUGCGCCGGCCAACGGACCGCGGAAUAAUAGCGGAAGCAACAAUGAGGCUUCCUCUAUUCGCAUCGACUACAAGACGAACAAAAUUACAGCGUUGCCCACUUUCGCCUCGGAACCACUGGACGGGAAGGAUGCUUUGGAGGCCUAUGGUCUAGUGGGUCUCUUGUCUGUCGCUUCAUACUCGUUCCUUAUUUCCAUCACGCAGCGCCAGCAGGUAGCGCAGGUUGAAGGCCGUCCGAUUUACACCGUAAGCAACGUUGCGAUUAUUCCAAUCUCGUCCCAAACCGACGCGGCCCGCGCUAUUCUCCAAGCCAAGAAGGAGUGUUCGCAAGAGGAGAUCACCAUCGAAUCGUCUUCCGAUGAAGAUGACCUCCCCGACAACGAAACUGAUAGAGCCGAGGCAGAGGCGGAGAUCCAUAGCCUACCGGCUUCGCCCACACGUGAUACUCCGCAUGGCCGCGGUAGUAAUGUCAGCAGUAUUGCUGAAGAUGUCAUUGGGAAAAAAGUCCGCUUCGGACGAUUUGCGGCCAAUUGGCUGUCGCGCAAAAACCUGGGCCUGCCGAGGCCGGGUGCAUUGGAGCAGGAUACACCGGAGUCUCCCUUCGAUGAAACACCGAACCCUUUGGACGAUUUGAAUGAGGAACAGCCUAAGGCUGUGAAAGAAAGCUUGCCUGAAGAGCCUUUGGCUGAAAUCGAGGCUGAUCGGCCCAAUUAUGGCCAAGCUGCGGACUUACUCCCGAAGCUGCUUCGGUAUACGAAGCUUUUGUUUGCGUCGCAUAACUUUUUCUUUGCAUAUGAUUAUGAUCUUACGCGCUCAUUAUAUACACAGGAAGCAUGGAAAGACCAGCUUCCCCUCCAUAAAGUUGUGGAUCCAUUGUACUUUUGGAAUAAACAUUUGAUGAACAAAUUCAUUGAUCAUGGCGCUCACGGCUUUGUUCUACCUUUGAUCCAAGGCUUUGUCGGCCAACGGGAAUUCACAAUUGCUGGUGCUGCAAAGAAACAGUCCUCGAAGGGCUCAGAGGAUCUCUCUGAAGGUCGAAUCCUCGGCGAAAAGCACGAGGCCAAGGCUGUUGAGGCUGAUGCCACAAAGCGUGAUUAUCUUUUGACUCUGAUCUCUCGGCGGUCUGUCAAUCGGCCAGGUCUCCGAUACUUGCGCCGUGGUGUCGAUGAUGAUGGCAACACAGCAAACACGGUUGAAACAGAACAGAUUCUCUCUGUUCCGGACUGGGCUUCUUCUCAUCCUGCCUACUCUUACUUGCAGGUCCGGGGCUCCAUUCCCCUUUAUUUCUCCCAGUCCCCAUAUGCCCUGAAGCCAGUUCCAGUGCUCCAUCACUCCGCAGACACGAAUUUACUUGCCUUCAGCAGACACUUCCGAGAGUUCAGUCGACGAUAUGGAAAAGUUCAGGCUGUAUCUCUCAUUGACAAAUUGGCUGGCGAACUGAAGCUAGGUGAACAGUAUGAACGAUAUACCGAAUCAUUCAAUGCUUCCGGUGGCAUUGAUGGCGCCCCAUUGCAAUUGGAGUGGUUUGAUUUCCAUAGCGAGUGCAGAGGCAUGAAAUUCGAAAAUGUAUCUCGCCUGGUUGACCGACUCAAGGAUACCCUAAAUGAGUUCUGCUACACCAUUGUUGCGGAUAAGAAUAUCCUGCAGACCCAAAAGGGAAUCAUCAGAACUAAUUGUAUGGAUUGCCUUGACCGGACAGGUGUUGCCCAGUGUGCAUUUGGCCAAUGGGCCCUUGAGCGUCAACUUGAGAAUGAAGGUAUUGACAUUGAUCUCGGCGGUGAUUCUUCCACUCAAUGGUUCAAUACUCUUUGGGCGGAUAACGGUGAUGCAAUCUCAAAACAGUAUUCAUCAACUGCAGCUUUGAAGGGAGAUUAUACUCGCACACGCAAACGAGAUUAUCGCGGUGCUCUCAACGAUUUUGGAUUGACACUAUCCCGCUACUAUAAUAAUAUCGUCAAUGACUUCUUCUCCCAAGCCUGCAUCGACUACCUGCUGGGUAAUGUUUCGAUUCAGGUCUUUGAUGAGUUCGCCGUCCAGCUUCAAACCACUGAUCCUGGUAUCUCGGUUCAAAAGCUUCGUCAGAACGCCAUUGAUACAAGUUGCAAUAUCGUCAUCAGUAGUCCCUCUGAAGAAUUCCUCGGUGGCUGGACCAUGCUGACACCACGUCAACCAAACACCCUUCGUACCUUGCCGUUCGAGGAAUCGGUCCUUCUCUUGACCGACGCUGCAGUGUAUAGUUGUCGCUUUGACUGGGAGACUGACAAGGUCCUUUCCUUUGAGCGCAUUGACCUACGCUCCGUCUCCCGCAUCCACUAUGGUACAUACAUCACAUCAAUCUUAACAGAUAGUCAAGCCAACGAGGCAAGCAACGUCGGCCUUGUCAUUGUCUAUCGUGACGGGGACAUCAAUACUCUUCGUGUGAACACCCGAUCCCUGCAGAGUGAUGUUGAUCUGAACACACUAGAGACCACCGCCAGUGCCAACAGUGAGUGGGACCUCGUUUCCUGGCUCCGUGGCAGUAAGCGUGCUACGACCCGCUUUGUUGCAUUCAAGAGUCUACCGCUGUCGAAUUCGGUGGCCAGCCCGAGACUUGGUGCCACCGGAGGGACUGUUCGGGAGAUGGAUCGGGUUCGCUCCAUCUGUUUGGAUAUCGAGCGCGCCAUGUUUGCAGGGCAGGGACGCAACACCGAGGCGUCUUCUGCGGUUGAACAAUCUGACAUUAUAUCUUUGGCCGACGCUAAGAAACGAACGGGUUGGUUGGAGUACCUUGUUUAUGAUCUUAAGAAGAUGGUUUGGGCAUGA